This is a messenger RNA of Funneliformis mosseae, 168 nucleotides long. NCBI's taxonomy places the organism in Eukaryota, Fungi, Glomeromycota, Glomeromycetes, Glomerales, Glomeraceae. The record is from the annotation of a GenBank genome assembly.
AUGGGGCUACCUUUUGAAGAUCUCUGUCAAUAUUUUGACCCAUGUCCUGAGAAAGCGGAAAUAAAUGCCUUAACAGAAGAAAAUAGUAAUUUGAUUCCAAAAAUGCAAACCGAUGAAUUAGAUAUAGAAAGCAUUCAAUUAGAUACAUUUUCUGAUUUAAGCAGUUAA